AUGGCUGAGGCUAGCAACGACGAAGAUGUCAAGUCGAGUAAGCGAAGCCAUGCCGACUUCACCGGCGAUGAUGGCUCUGAUAGCUCCUCAGACGAUGAUAUGGGCCCCCAGCUGCCCUCGGCGGUUCCCAAGAAAAAGCGGCGCGUUCUUCCCUACGAGAAGCUGUACAUCUCAGCCCUACCCAAGUCGACUCGUUACUCUAAAUCUCUGAUGCACAAGGAGCAGCUGGCCUUCCUCACCAUGACCCCGAUAACCGAGUUCCUCAUCACAACAUCCACCGAUGGCGUCGUCAAGUUCUGGAAAAAGGUUGCCGAGGGCAUUGAGUUCGUCAAGGAGUUCAAGGCGCACCAGGGCGAGGUCCGCUCUGUGUCCUGCAGCCAGGACGGCCGGAGCUUUGCGACGGUUGGCGUGGACAAGACAGUCAAGCUGUUUGACGUGGUCACGUUCGAUCUCCUUGCCGUCCUCCAGCUCGAUUUUGCGCCACGCUGUGUCUGUUGGGUUCACAGAAAAGGAUCGUCUUUACCGCUCCUGGCCGUUUCUGAUAGCGAAGCUAAGCCGAGCAUCCGCAUUUAUGACGGGAGAGGCGAGAUCCAGGAACCAAUUCACACCAUCACCGGCCUGCAUAGAAGUCCCGUCUCCCUGAUGGCGUUCAACGACCAAUAUGACUGUGUAAUCUCGGUGGACGAGGGCGGCAUGAUCGAAUACUGGCAACCGAGUGGCCUCUACGAGAAACCGGAAACGGUCUUCCAGUACAAGAGCUCGACCAAUUUGUUCGAGUUCAAGAAGGCAAAGUCCGUCCCGGUUACUCUCACCCUCUCUGCCGACGGGAGCCGAUUCGCGACCAUGUCCUUGCCUGAUCGGAAGAUACGCAUCUUCGACUUUGCCUCGGCCCAGCUCCAGCGUACCUACGACGAGUCAUUACAAGUUAUGGAAGAAAUGCAGCAGGCCGGGACCGCGUUGCAAAAGCUCGAUGCCGUGGAAUUCGGGCGCCGGUUGGCCCAGGAGCGGGAAAUCGAGUCACCAGAGCUUCGCGACAAGUUCAAUGUCAUCUUUGACGAAUCGGGGCAUUUCAUCCUGUACGGCUCCUACCUUGGGGUCAAAGUGCUCAACACCUUCACAAACCAAGUAGUCAAGGUUUACGGCCGGGAAGAAGGGUUUCGGCCGCUGGCGUUGGCAUUAUAUCAAGGCCAGCCGCAGAAGAAGGGCGUAACAACCGUCGCCAUGGCAGCGUCAAGCAACCCUCUGCUGCAAGCGUCAGAGUCCAGGGACCCAAUAUUGGUCGCGACGGGCGUGGGGAAGGUUCGCUUCUACAUGUUUACCGACGAGGAGGAGUUUUCAAAAUCAACGAGAGAUGUCCAAAAUGAAAAGCCCGUAGUCCUGGGACAGAAGAAGGUCGAGGAGAAAAAGAAGGCCGAGACAGGAACAGCGGCCAUCAUCCACACCACUUACGGGGACAUCCACAUCCGACUGUUCCCGGACGCCGCGCCAAAGACGGUCGAGAAUUUUGUGACGCAUUCUCGGCGUGGCUAUUACAACAACACUAUAUUCCACCGUGUCAUCCGAAAGUUUAUGAUCCAAUGCGGAGACCCCUUGGGUGAUGGGACAGGGGGCGAGAGUAUCUGGGGAACCGAGUUUGCAGAUGAAUUCAGCAGCUUGAGACACGACAAGCCAUACACGGUCAGCAUGGCCAAUGCUGGACCUAACACGAACGGAAGUCAAUUCUUCAUCACGACGGAGAAAACGCCCUGGCUUGACAACAAACACACCAUCUUUGGCCGUGCUGUGCAGGGCCUAGAUGUUAUUCACAAGAUUGAGAACGUCAAGACGUACAAGGAGAAGCCGUUGGAUGACAUCAAGAUUCUCAGCAUUGAUAUUGCGUGA
Messenger RNA from Chaetomium globosum CBS 148.51, 1881 nucleotides. RefSeq lists its product as uncharacterized. The transcript is spliced from 3 exons. Gene Ontology annotation, biological process: protein peptidyl-prolyl isomerization. NCBI's taxonomy places the organism in Eukaryota, Fungi, Ascomycota, Sordariomycetes, Sordariales, Chaetomiaceae. The coding region runs from base 1 to 1881 and encodes 626 amino acids. The record is from RefSeq and is a predicted model, not a curated record. Gene Ontology annotation, molecular function: peptidyl-prolyl cis-trans isomerase activity; protein binding.